AUGGCCCCCACCCACGGCCACGAGGAAAUAGAGGGGCGCUAUAAAGAGUAUGCCUAUAGCCCUGUACCAGCGAGUUCCACUUCAGCGCUGUACGAUUCAACCGCCCUUGGAAAAUAUCCUGAGACUGGUGCCGGUUCACCUAAAUAUCGUAUCAACGGUGUCCAGAAGUGUCGUGUUGCAGAAAUGACGGAGAAGGGUUCGACGAUACUUCAAUACGCCGCCGCGGCUGCGGCGAACCUGUGCAGCGUGUCGGCUGGAGCUAUGAUGGGUUGGACGAGUCCGGUAUUCCCGAGGUUGUUGAAAGUAGAAGGCAACCCCUUAGGUCGACCAAUCACGCCGGACGAGAAGUCUUGGAUCGGCUCACUGAUUGCCGUGGGAGCGAUCAUAGGCAGUUUCGUGGCUGGCUACUUGGCAGAAAGAUUGGGCAGAAAAUGGACACUGCUGUCAGCGGCGGCGCCAUUCCUGAUCGGAUGGAUCCUGAUCGGAACAGCCACGGUGGUGCCCCAGUUGUACGUUGCCCGAAUAAUCCUCGGUUUCGCCCUAUCGUUCGCUUUCACGGUGGUGCCCAUGUACUGUGGCGAGAUCGCAGAGACGUCAGUCAGAGGAGCCCUCGGGUCCUUCCUGCAACUCUUCGUCACCAUUGGCCUGCUGUACGCGUACUGCAUCGGGCCCUACGUGUCCUACCUGGUGUUCUGGCUGCUCUGCGCCAUUUGCCCUAUCGCCUUCCUGGCCUGCUUCAUCACUAUGCCCGAGUCGCCGUACUACUUGCUGAAGGUCGGCAAGAGGACAGACGCGGUGAACGCUUUGGCCAGGCUUCGGAGCAAGUCUGCAGCCAGUGUGCAGAAGGAGGCGGACGAAAUCCAGGCUGCCGUUGACGAAGCCUUCAGGACCGAAGCGAAGGUCACCGACCUGUUCACCGUUACUACGAACCGCAAAGCUCUGCUGUUCACGUGCCUGCUAGUUAUGUUCCAACAGUUCAGCGGCAUCAACGUGGUCCUCUUCUAUAUGGAGGACAUCUUCCAGAGCGCACGCUCCUCGCUACCCAGCGCGCUGUCAACCAUAAUCGUCGGCGCUGUUCAGACCGGGUCCUCGGCAGUCACUCCGGUGAUCGUUGACAAACUCAAUAGAAAGACACUGCUAGUAUUCUCCGGCAUUGGCGAGACCGUCGCCCUGAUAGCACUGGGGAUCCACCUGUUCCUGCAAGAUCGAGGAUCAGACAUGAGCUCGGUCGCGUUCCUACCUAUUCUGUCUCUGGUCAUAUUCAUCGCUACGUACUGCGUGGGCUGGGGUCCCCUGGCCUGGACCGUGAUGGGCGAGAUGUUCGCGUCUAACGUGAAAUCCAAGGCUUCCGGGAUCACGGUGUGCGUGUGCUGGCUGUGCUCCUUCUUCAUCACCUUCUACUGCAACAAGCUGCAGCAAGCUUGGGGCAACUACUCGCUCUACUGGCUGUUCGCCGCGUUCUGCGUGGCGAGCGUGGUGUUUACGAUAAUGGUGCUGCCUGAGACGAAGGGAAAGAGCCUGCAACAGAUUCAGAACGAGCUGAGCGGCAAGAAAUCGGAGAUCCCCGAGUUCGAGAGCAAACAGUGAAAACAGUAUUACGGUUCCCGGGCCAGCCGGGGACGAUCUCGAUCCACGAUUUCGUCCCCGACCUCGUUCUUCCUCUUCUUAUUUCUAUAUACGUAAGCGCGUCUUUAUACUGCCAAAGAUCACGGAUCGCGAGUCUGCAUCCUCCCUGCGAGCGGCACGUGACGAGUGGACACCGUGUUCUCCAUCGUUGAAAUCGCAGGAACGCGUUCGAUCGACGAUGCUCACGAUUUUAGGUAUUUACACGCGUACCUACACGCGUAGGUACACCCUAGGGAUGUAAGAGACGCGCGUUCGAUGCGAUGACAUUAUCGGUAGCGAACACGGAGAACUUCCACGAAGAAGAGUAUCGCGUUCGAUCAGCUCGCACAGUGACAGUGCGCGACGAGACGGUGACAAACCCCGACGAUGAUCUCCGGUGUUUCUCGAGCAACUUCGAAGACCGUGCAACUGUAAAUUAAAUUUCGCUUUUCAUAGAUCAGUAGCUUAGAAUUCCUCCGGUAUUUUCUAUUUAUUACGCAGUUUUGGUCCCCAGUUUGGCUAGUGAAAACACACGCGAGUCUUCGUAACGCUCGCACGUGUCGCUGAGAAUCGCGAUAGAUUAAUUCUGCAUAGACUCUCGUUCUUGUUUCCUAUUAAUCUAUUAACCAUCGAACGAUAGUCUGCCACGUUCCUCGCCACGUCCGCGGAAUAAUAGUUUCUAAACGUAUUUAUUUCCUGACAAGUCUUAGUCGUCCAGCGUACGUGUCGUUUCCUUUGUACGUAAGGUUCAAAGCGAUCCUCCGUAUCCCGAGUAUGAUAAUAUUUAAUAAUUUAACGCCGUAUUAGACGCGCGUGUGUGCGUGCGAGUGCGUGUGUAUACGAGGACGAAUUCCGCUGCACCGAGCAACCACCGCGCCAUCGCGAUUCUCGAUCGAUCGUGGAGCGAUAGAACGCGUCGAUCAUCCGAGGCCCGAUCGAGGACCCACCUCCGACCCAGUCGCACAAGCGAAAUCGCGCGAUGGCUAGGCAAAACGAUUCGCACGCGGGAAUUCCGCAAAUACGAUCGAUCCUUAUCUAAUUAUAAGACGAGCGGCGUGCCAGCGCACGUCACGCGGAGAAGAAAAAGAAGGAAAAAAAGGGAUGACGCAGGUGGAAUUUUUUGAAUCGUUCAAUGGACACGUGAGUCGUGUAUUUUCUACGACUGGUAGACUUUGGUCGCGAUCCGGGCAAUUCGGAGGGACUCAUCGUAGAAAGAUAACUCGCGGGGUUCGAGAUGACUCGCGUCCAUUUUGUUUCUCCUCCUUCUGGAAUCAGAGGAACGCAAAAUUUUUCGUGAUCAAAGACUGCGACUGCUUGAAGCUCUGAGGGACUGAUCACAGAGAGACAGAGGUGAGUCAAUUCGGCCUUCGAUCACGAAAAUUUUGCGUUCUUCCUUCAUCUGGAAUAAGAGGAACGUGCAAUUUUUCGUGAUAGAAGGCUGCGACUGCUUGAAACUCUGAGGGACUGAUCGUGGGGAGAUAGAGGAGAGUCAGUUUCAAGUAGUCGCAGCCUUCCAUCACGAAAAUUUUGCGUGCCUGUUAUUCCAGAAGAAGGAGGAACAAAAUGGACGCGAGUCACUUCUGAGUCUCUCGGGGUCCAUUUUCGUUCUUCCUUCUUCUGGAAUAAGAGGAAUGCAAAAUUUUCCUGGCCAAUUUCACCUCUGAGUCUCCCGGGGUUCUAGGUGACUCGUGUCCAUUUUCGUU
Messenger RNA from Eufriesea mexicana, 3308 nucleotides. Its product is annotated as facilitated trehalose transporter Tret1-2 homolog. Gene Ontology annotation, cellular component: membrane. Lineage: Eukaryota; Metazoa; Arthropoda; Insecta; Hymenoptera; Apidae. The transcript has 6 exons. Gene Ontology annotation, molecular function: sugar transmembrane transporter activity. Bases 1 to 1587 code for a protein of 528 amino acids. Gene Ontology annotation, biological process: transmembrane transport; carbohydrate transport. The record is from RefSeq and is a predicted model, not a curated record.